Olea europaea var. sylvestris is the source of this 1245-nucleotide messenger RNA. RefSeq lists its product as uncharacterized. NCBI's taxonomy places the organism in Eukaryota, Viridiplantae, Streptophyta, Magnoliopsida, Lamiales, Oleaceae. Bases 141 to 1118 code for a protein of 325 amino acids. The record is from RefSeq and is a predicted model, not a curated record. The transcript has a single exon.
UAUUCACAGCAGCCACUUUGUUCGUUUUCUUCCUAUAAAUCACACAGAUCCCAAUCAAACGCCCAAGUAAAUACAUACACAUACUUACGCACACAUUUAUAGAAAGAGAAUGGUUGUUGAUUAAGCUGAGGUGGGGUGUGAUGGGGGGUAGGAGUGGGUGGUGUGCCUCAAGAACACCACAGAUUACAUCUGAUAAGUCUAUAGUACAUAGCAUAAUAAUGCUCAAAUUCCGGCCAAUUGCACCGAAACCUCCCGGCGGAGAAGCGGUUUCCAGUGGUAUUUUACAAGAGAAAAGUACAAAAAAUGGAAGAGGAAAGAGAAAGUACGUUAGGGUUCGAGGGCGGCGCCGGCAGAAUAAUGAUCAGUGCAAGAAAAGAAGAAGCAAAUCUGAACCUGCUAAGGAAUUAGGAAAUGAAGAUAGGCCAUCGGAAAACAGUAUGGUGAGACUUCAACUAUUGCCAGAGAGAUCAAGUCAUAACGUGGAUUUUCUCCAAAAUCUUGAAGAUGGUGAUGGAAAAUCUCGAGACGAUCAUAAGAUGAUGAUGGGUUUUGGUGGGCAGCUGGGAGGCUGGAGAGAGGCCUUGGAUCCCUCAGUGUGUCAGAGAGUAGAGGUUGAGCGUGGACUGGUUGAAUCACAAAAGAAUAUGAUUAGAGCUCUUCACGAAGAAAGAGAAGGCCUUCAUUAUAUUGCCAGAGAAGCCGCUGUGGAUAUAAUCGAAACAUGGAUUAACAUAGAAUGUUUUACAGAUGCGAUCAUGGAAGGAAUAGGUAUAGGGUUUUCAGACAAAGAAAAGCUCAGUAAUCUACAUAUAGAUACAAAUCCGGGAUUUGUAUCCGACAACUUGAACAAUGUAUUGUGGGUUAAUGAGGCCUACAAGAGGAUGGUAACGCGUGAAGAAAAUCAAGAAUCAGCAGCACAUGAAUUUAGGGUAUAUUUACUGAUUAAAGAAAAAAAUAUGCCUUAUUAUUGGCCAGAAUUUGCAUGCAGAGUGAGGGUUGAGUAUAAUUGGAAUGGACGCAAGUGUACAAGAACAGUGCCAUGUGAUGUUUGGAGAAUGGAAUUUGGAGGUUUCGCAUGGAAAAUGGAUUUAAAGGCUGCACUAAGUUUAGGCCUUUAGAAGGUAUAUAAACUAAUUAGUAAUUAUCAAGUAACAUAAGGAAUGAACUAAUGAGCACUAGUGCUCUUUCUAUGUUAAACACUUGUAACAUGACAUAUUAAUUUAUUGGCGAAUAAUCUUAUGGAGA